UUCCGUUUGUCGAGCUAACCAUUCGGCUCGCGGCGGAGGACUUUGAUACAUGUUGUCACUGACUACACAGAGAGGUGCAUUAAGUUACCCAAAUUUACGGUUGUUGAGAGAAGCGGAAAAAUAAACGAAAAAACGAAUUUCUCCGAGAAUGACAGACUUGGGGAUUUCACUGGCACUAUUGGCGACAACAGUACUUCUCUGCGAGGCGACGCGCAGACUGAUCUCGCGCCUCUUCUCUGGCAAGGAUUAUGCGAUUUACCUAGUGGAAAUUGUCUCGACCUACCAGCUCUGUGCAUGUACGCACGAACUCAAAGUCCUGGGCGAAGUUGGCAGAAUCGAACCACAUAUAGCACUCACACUGACUUUCAUAAUCACGGUGGUCCACGUAAUAACUUUUCACGGGGCGUUCGCCAACCCAAAUGGUGCUAUCGAGAACGUUUACCGCAAGAAUAUCACAGGGAAAACUGCGGUGGCGCGCAUAACUUGUAUGUUUAUAGGUGGGAAAGCUGCGCAGCUCCUCGUGCCCCACAUUUGGUCCUUGGGUCUAUCCGACCACCACCUCAGGCACAAAAGGUUCGGAUUUAAAUGCUUCAGUCCCAUCAAUGGGUCCCUGUUGGAGGCCGCUGGUGUGGAGCUGGCUUGCACUUUCGCUGUCCAAGCCGCAGUCCUCCACAUUCAUAAACUAGACGAGAGAUUCCACGCCCCUGUCAUCGCUGCUGUCAUUACAUCACUGGUUUACUCAGGGGGUCAUAUUUCAGGGGCUGUUUUCAACCCAAUCAUGGCCUUCUCCGUCCAGUUCCCCUGCAGUGGACACACCUUCCUGGAAUAUGCUUUUGUCUACUGGCUAGGACCAGUCAUAGGCAUGGCAAUGUGCAUCCUGCUCUUUGACAAAAUCAUCCCACUCCUAUCUGGGAAAAGCACAAUGGGCCUGGGCAUCCCUGUUGUCCAGAAGAAGAAGAUACAGUAACACACAACUGAGAUUGUGGCUUAGCCCUCUGAGUAGGCCCUUUUAUAUAUGGAUGGUGCCAGGGCGGCCAUUAGUUUGAUCAUUAUGGUCACCUUAACAUGACUAGGUCUAAGGGCGUUCACACAUACUAAGUCUUAACUUCGAUCAUUUUACCCCCCCCCCCCAAAAAAAGAAAAACUGUAGUGGGCAUAAAUCUAUAAUCUAUCGGAUUAUCAAUAUUGGUGCCUGCCACAAACAAAAACCAGUAUUCUGUCUAUGCUUAGGGCUAAGUGCUCAUCCAUGCAACAAACAGUUGCUACUCAUUUUCAAUUUAUGCUGCCCUAAAGAAGGGCCAUAACAUCAGCUGUUGAUCAGUAAAACAUUUUUACUUAAUGUAAGAUUUUUAUAUGGAAAAUGUGCUGAGAAAAGGCUCCCUGGACUUUGUCAUUAUGCAAUAUUUGUCAUUAGUGCAGGGUUACUUCUAAUGGCAUAACAUGUUCCUGUAUGAAACUAUCCGAAACUGUCAUGACCUCAUGAACUGAAAUUAACCUUCUACUAUGGAUGACUACAGCAAUGGCAUACAAUGCAUUCGGAAAGUAUUCAGACCCCUUGACCUUUUCUAUUGUUACGUUAGCCUUAUUCUAAAAUGUA
Molecule: messenger RNA, 1597 nt
Organism: Salvelinus sp. IW2-2015
Lineage: Eukaryota; Metazoa; Chordata; Actinopteri; Salmoniformes; Salmonidae
Product: aquaporin-11
Biological process (GO): transmembrane transport
Cellular component (GO): cytoplasm; membrane
Molecular function (GO): channel activity
Source: RefSeq, a predicted model, not a curated record